Cinara cedri is the source of this 1148-nucleotide messenger RNA. NCBI's taxonomy places the organism in Eukaryota, Metazoa, Arthropoda, Insecta, Hemiptera, Aphididae. The record is from the annotation of a GenBank genome assembly.
AUGUUCGCGUGCACGUUCGUCGGUUGCACUAAAGUGUUUAACGUGAAACAUAAUAUGACUCGUCACGCCAAAACACACGAGGAUGUUAAAUUUCAAUGUGCGUUGUGCCCGAAAGUGUUUACUUUUAAAGGAAACAUGAUGCAACACAUAAAAAUUGUGCAUCACGAAGACGGAGUCGUCCUACCGACUAUUGCCCCGCAAGCCGGGCCAUCGAAUAUUAUUAUUAUUCCACAAGCCGGACCAUCCAACUCGUUACAAAACACCGGACCGAUAAAUGUGCGUUGGACAAUGGACGAGGAAAAUGACGCGUUGUUAGCAGAUGUAUACGAAGCCAUCAAUGAUAUAGAAGGAUUCGAUGACGAAAGUAAAAUUUCUUUUAUUAUACUCCUCAACAUAGGUAUUAGUUUUAAUUAGUUUUUUCUUUCUAUUUCCCUGUAGGUAGGAAGCGUAAGAACACGGAAACUGCCGCGAAUACUAAGAAAGCUAGAAUCGACUUAGUUAACACACCCGGAUUCACCGAAAUCGAUACGUCUCACUCGAGGAAGAUCGUAUGGUACUAUGCCAAAAAUAUCCGAAAUUUCAAAAAUUAUAAAAAAUUCCUUUCUUCCAUCAAACCAGCAUUAAUUGAUCUUCUCAAGUUAUUAUCAGAAAACAAUCCGAUUAAAUUUAAUUUGAAGCUGGAAGCUACCUAUUAUAAACCGCAUGUUGAAAAUUCCACCGAGAAUAGAGCGUUCAAGAUCUCAGCCAGGGAAAUUUUCUUUGAUAGUGAAAUAGAAGACGUUAUAGAAGAAAAGUUUGCAAAGUUAUUAAAAGAAGAAGAUAUAUAUCAAGGACGGGGUAGCGGCUUUUCGUUACAGAGUAUCGACGGCGUUUUAUUAGGUGUUUAUAAAUAUACACCUAUGGAAGGCUAUUCAUAUAUUCCGCUACCUACCGAUAUUAUGAAUAAACGAGCUAUAAUCGACCCGCAAAAUAAUGACGAGAAAUGUUUCAAGUGGGCGAUUUUGGCGAAACACGUUACGGAUAUACACAGAGAGCGAGUAAACGAAAAGUAUACCGAACACGGAGAUAAAUAUGAUUUUGGUGGGAUAUCUUUCCCGACACCGCUUAUAGACAUUAAAAAAUUCGAAAAAAAUAAUUCGAACAUAUCC